ACAUGACGCGCAGCAUCACUCGUCAGCUCUUGCUUUUCCGCAUCUGUUUCUGUUUGCUAGUUCGCUAACGUGAACUUUAGCCAUGUUUUCCUGAGUUUUAUUUAUUUAACAUUUCAUGUAGCAGCCGGUGGUCUUGUGUGACAGUCGGACGGACUUACAUGUUGGUUCCUCUGACUGCCGAGCAGUGCCGCUUUCCAUUCAGUAAGAAGCCGAAGAAGCAAGCUAGCCUCUCAUAGCUAGCUAACAGCUGCUUAGCUUUCAGGAGAAUAACGACGCUGUAAGGCAACCAACCAGGCACAAAGCUUCUAUGAGCUACGACUGGCCCCUAUCAGAGGAUGUAUCCGCCUUCCAGAAAGGACUUCAUCUCUCUGACACUUAAUGAUCCGCACAGUCACACUUACAACAACGGGAAACACCGGAGACAGUCCUGCUGGAGGAAAUGGAAGCAGCUGUCUCGGCUCCAGCGAAGCCUCAUCCUGUUCCUGCUGGCUCUGCUGCUCAUAUUUGGACUGCUCUCCUAUCCCAGCAUGACAGUGCAGUGGAGAGGGUUGUCUGACAGGGAGGACUGGCUGGAGCUGAAUGAUAGAGAGGUGAAGGAUAUUCCUCCCGAGGUGAAGUCUGUAUCAGAUCAAGCUGAAGCCAAAGCUCCUCCUCCCGUGGCAGGGCCACAUAUGGGGCCAGCUGUAGAUCCAGAUGCGGGUGCAGAUGCUGUGGUGGGGCCCAAAGCACCAAAUGUCCCCAUUUUGGCUAAACCUCGCAUUAAGAAUAAGACAUUCCAAAAUAAGAGAGGUCCACCGAGCCUGCAGAAAGAUGGAAAUAUUUCAGACGCAAUCGGUAGGAAGAAGCAAGUGCAAGAAGUGGUUCAAGAUGAAGAAGGAGAAGAGGUGGACAAAGAAAAGAAAAUUGUCAGCUGGAGAGGAGCACUGAUCGAAGCUGACCAGGCCACAGAGCCUCCACCCUCAACCAAUGAGAAAGAAGCUGCGGCGCCCCCAGCCAACCCAGCUGACCCUGUCCCAUCAGAAGCAGGAGCUGUAGACAGACUGGAAGCAGUGCGUGAUGCCUUCAGACAUGCGUGGAAAGGCUAUAAGGAGUACGCCUGGGGUCACGAUGAGCUCAAGCCCAUCUCCAGGUCUUUUGGCGAGUGGUUCGGACUGGGUUUGACGCUCAUUGAUUCUCUGGACACCAUGUGGAUUUUGGGCCUAAAAGAAGAGUUUGCAGAGGCAAAGGACUGGGUAGAGAAAGAGCUCUCCUUUGACAAGAACGUGGACGUGAAUCUUUUUGAGACAACCAUCCGUAUCCUCGGGGGCCUGCUGAGUACCUACCAUCUAACAGGAGACCAACUCUUCCUAGAGAAAGCUAAAGAUCUUGGGUUCAGGUUAAUGCCUGCCUUCAAAACUCCCUCAAAGAUCCCGUUCUCAGACGUUAACAUCGGGAAGGGAAUAGCACACCCCCCCCGAUGGACUUCAGACAGCACGCUGGCCGAGGUCACGAGCAUUCAGCUGGAAUUCAGAGAGCUGAGCCGCCUCACCCAGGACCCCCAGUACCAGGAGGCUGUGAAUGAGGUAAUGAGGCUGGUCCACAAGCUGCCAGGCAAACAGGACGGCUUGGUGCCUAUGUUCAUCAACACCAACAGCGGCCAGUUCACACACAAAGGAGUCUUCACACUUGGUGCCAGGGCGGACAGCUACUAUGAAUACCUGCUCAAACAGUGGAUCCAGGGAGGCAAGGCGGAAGACGACCUGUUGGAAGACUACCUUCAGGCUGUGGAAGGAGUGAAAAAACACCUCGUGAGACAGACGGGGCCCAGCAGAUUGACCUUUGUUGGAGAGUUGUCCCACAGUCGCUUCAACCCUAAAAUGGACCACCUUGUGUGCUUCCUGCCAGGAACCUUGGCGCUGGGGGCCCACAACGGCCUCCCAGGGGACCACAUGGAUCUGGCUGUGCAGCUGAUGGAGACAUGUCACCAGAUGUACCAACAGAUGGAGACUGGGCUGAGCCCAGAGAUCGUCCACUUCAGCUUGCAGGCUAGCGAUGGGAACAACCUUAUUGUCAAGCCUGCAGACAGACACAACCUGCUGAGACCAGAAACGGUAGAAAGUCUGUUCUACAUGUACAGAUUCACCAAGGACCCCAAGUACAGAGACUGGGGAUGGGACAUACUGCUUAGCUUCAAUAACUACACUAAGGUCCUCGGUGGUGGCUACACGUCCAUUAACAACGUCCGUGACCCCUUAAACCCCGGGCCCCGGGACAAGAUGGAGAGUUUCUUCCUGGGUGAGACGCUGAAGUACUUGUAUCUGCUUUUCUCUGACGACACGGAGCAGCUCAGUCUAGACAAGUAUGUCUUUAACACAGAGGCCCAUGCUCUCCCCAUAUGGCCCUCCCCACCCAAGUGAUGUCACCAUACAGGAGAAGUCUGUAAAGAUCAGGCCCACAGGCUUCUGUAUGAGUCAAACACUGUUGUUGCCACUCAAUCAGGCCAUCCCUUAAGCAACCGUCGACGCUGGACUGCUGUGUUGAGCAGCAAAGCAGACCUGUGCCGUCCACCUGUACUUUGAUACGUUUCCAUGUGGAAGGGUAUAUUUUUCUUUUUGUCUUUCUUUUUCCCUAAGGAAAAGGUUUGUAUUAGAGCUGGUCUCUAAUGUAAAACACUUUUUUUUAAAUAAGCUCUUACUAGCUGGCUCCAACAAGUGACAAGAAGGAAAAUGGUGGGACUACUUUACUACUUUGGCGACUGGGAUAGUUCAUGGAUGGAUGGAUGGAUGGAUGGAUGGAUUGAUUCACAACAAUCGUGUCAUGCUUUAGUUUUUCUCCCUUUGUCAGGUAUAAAUCCUCACUAGUCCCACAUAUUCAUGUGUCAUGGCAAUGAAGGUGUCCACAAAUGAAUUGUGUUAAACAGAUUGCUCUAGUGGAGGAGUCUCACAUUGUUUGUAUAAGUCUUUUCUCUGGCAUAUUCCAGUGCAAAAAUGGCAUAAGAGGAGUUAAGAGGAGUUGUUCUUUAUUAUUAUUAUUAUUAUUAUUAUUAUUAUUAUUAUCAUUAUUAUUAUUUAUAUAUAUUUAUUUAUAUAUAUAUAUAUAUAUAUAUAUAUAUUUUUUUUUUAAUCCCUUUUUGGAAUGUCCAUCCCCUGUACUGUCCUAUCCUAAGUGUUUAGGAGCAGUGGACAGUUACAGUACAGUGUCCAGGGACCACUUUCACUUCUGAGGCCUGUGCCUUGCUGAAAAGCAAAUGCCGUGUUUUCCUAAUACCUACUGUGUAUGUCUUCAGUUAAAUAAAGACCUUAGUAAAGUAUUAGAACGGUUAUGGCUAGUAAGCUUGCCAUAACCCAGUAGUUACACAAAUCAAAUUAUUUAAAACCUUAUUGGUGAUAUAUAAUGCAUCAAAGCCUGGUUUACCAUAUCAAAGCACUUUUUUCUAGCUUUCUGAUUUUUUUUUUUUUUUUUUUACUUUCCAGUUUUUUUCUCGCAUGUUUUCCAGACUCCCAUUCACUGGCAAAAACAGCCUUUACCAAAUUGAGGUUGUCUUCUUUGAGGCCACCAGAUUAAAACACUGACUAUAAUGCAUAAUGUCACUAAGAUGGGACAGUUGAACUGUAAAGGCCCCAAUAUGCACUGCAACGUGGGCACUACUUAGCAGUGAUUCUGCAGAUACUGAGAGAUAAAAUGUGAAAUGUGGUGAAGCUUACUGCACAGUAACACCUCUUUGUGUUUUUAAGGGACGUUUGGUUCUUGUGAUUGCUGAUCUUUUCAUUUCGGGUGGCAGUGAGAGGGUGGGCAGAGGGUUUGGGUCAUGUUUAAAGGACCUGACUGUUUGAAAGUGAAAAUGUAUUGAGGUCUUUUGAAUGAAUCAGGGCUGUACACAUAAUGACAUCUUGCUUUAUUAAUGAAUGUAUACAUUUGUUUGUAUUGUUUUUUUCUUUCAGUUUUACAUUUGGUCAUAGAGGAGCCCUUGUUAGUAAGUGUGUUUAUAUGCACUCUACAUUCCCAGUGUUCCCACAGUCUAACCCUGGUUUUGGUUGGUUUUGGUAAAUGGGAUUGUAUUCACAAUUAUUUCACAUUAUAUGAAGGGGAAUUAAUUAAGGCUUUUAUGCAGUCUUAAAUUUGCAAUUGCUGUGAAGUUAAGUAAAAAAACAAAAAGAAAAAAACCCUCUCAGUACAUUACCAUUUCCUGUGGCAGGGAGAUUAUGCAUGCAGACGUUGAUUCAUCCUCUUUUCACGGACGACUUGUUGAAGAAAUUAAGUUUGUUGACUUGUUUUCUUCAUACUUGAAGGAGUUUGAUUAAUGCCAUGUAGCAAUCCCACUGAAUUCCUUUCAUAUGUGAUGUAGAGCAGUGUGGGAGGAGCGCUUGUUUUCUGUACGGUAACUUUGACAAAUCCAUUUGAAGGACAUAUCCGGCGUACUGUAGGAGCAGCUUUGAAGAUGGCUGAACCCCCACUCUGUUAUUUUAUGACUUUCAAUUCUUCAGUCCGAAAAGGAUCCAUGUCUUGGAUAAUUCUUUUUCGCGGUUUACCUAUCUCCUUCUUGUUAAUGAACUUCUGUCUAACAGAGAGCCAUAUGCUGACCGCUGUCAUUGAUUGUGCACUACAUUUCCCAAUGCUCUGCUGUGCCUAUUGAAAUGUAUCUUGUGCUACGGUGGUUUGGUUCUGUUUCUUUAUUGCUGCUGUAUCAGUGGUGUUUAUUUGUGAAGUGCUAUGGGUGAACGUUUGGUUCACGGCUUGUAUUUUUGCUUUGGAUGGGUGGGUGAAGAAAACAACAUGGGUGUAAAUAUUUUGUGUAAAUUGUUUCUUCCCUGUGUACUGAAUUCAACCUGUGUGUUGAUUAUUGAGCCCUUUCUGGACUUGGCAUUCUGUGUCAUCAUGUCACAAAAAAAAAUCUGUUUUAAGCAGAUUUAUUUUGUACCUACUUAAGGCAAUCCAUCCAAAAAUCAAUGACAGUUAAACAUUUAUGGAGACUACUGUCUGAUAAUGACUACUUUUCAGAGGUUUUUGCUUUGUCUUUGACGCAGGGGGAAAUAAAAUAUCCUUAAUAUAUUAGGAAACCUAUAUUUAAAAAAAAAAAAGGCUUAACCUAAUGUGUAAGAACAUCUGUACUACAACUUGACAUUCAUGGUAAUGAUGAUGGUUAAUUAAAUCAACUUUAAUUUCUGUUGCAUAUAAAAAAAUGAAUUGAGACGUAUUACUUAUUUUUAUUUUCUAUUAGCCUUGAGUGUUAAUGAGACCACAUUCAAACCAGCCUUUAAAUGUAAAGGAAGAAAACUGUCAUGAGGUCCUUUCAUCAUCCAGGCCGUGCUGAUCGUUUUUGUGACUUUACAGAAAAACAGCUGCGGAUACUUUUCAAAUAUUGUGUUGCUUUGUAAAAUUGCCAGCAUGUUUACGGAGUGAAGUCCAUGUCUGAAACGCAAAAACUAAAACUAUCCCAUCACUAGGUCCCAUGCGUGGGUGAAGAAGCCAAACUGAAUCUCUCAGUGGAAAUCCGCCAUACCUCUUAUCUAAUUUGAGUUUGGUUUGAUAAGUGUAAUGUUCUCACAAGAAUUAUACAUACGUAUGUAACUAAAUCUGCCUUCCACACUUUAAAGGAGCUGGUGUUAUUCUGGAUGUUCUUAUUGUCGACAAAGACUCAAUACUUCGACUUCCUCAGCCUCUUUCAGGCACUCGGCCCCAAGGCCAUUGGCACUUACUGCAGAUGUAAAUCUUAAAAACGUGAAAUAAAAGUUUAGUUCAUUUUUAAAACGUUUAGUAAUUUCCUAAAACAGCUGGGCAUUGUUUUUUUAGUCGCUAACACAUUUGUUAGAGACUAUUUUCAGAAGUGGAUUAACACAAAUGUUGUUCUCUAAUUAGUAUUUAAGGCGUGUGUGUGAGAAAAUAAAUAUGUGUGUGUGUGUUCAUGGUAAUGAAGAAACAUGUCGCCCAUUGAAGCGGUGCGCCUCACUGAUGUGUUUUUAAUAGUUUUUCUAUAUUUGUAUUAUGAAAGCAUCAUAAACCGGAGAGUUGUGCUACGUUCUGGAUCCAGAGGGAUCUGUCAAGUCAGAACACAAAAAAUCAUCAGAAAAAAGACCACUACAUUUUAAAAUACUGUUAGACAUG
Messenger RNA from Etheostoma spectabile (orangethroat darter), 6081 nucleotides. RefSeq names its product mannosidase, alpha, class 1B, member 1a (gene man1b1a). The record is from RefSeq and is a predicted model, not a curated record. Gene Ontology annotation, molecular function: calcium ion binding; mannosyl-oligosaccharide 1,2-alpha-mannosidase activity. Gene Ontology annotation, biological process: mannose trimming involved in glycoprotein ERAD pathway; carbohydrate metabolic process. Gene Ontology annotation, cellular component: membrane; endoplasmic reticulum. The coding region runs from base 336 to 2396 and encodes 686 amino acids. NCBI's taxonomy places the organism in Eukaryota, Metazoa, Chordata, Actinopteri, Perciformes, Percidae. The transcript has 14 exons.